GCAACUCUGGCCCAAGCUGCAACGACAGUAUACGCGCCGAGCGCUUGCGCAUCAAGCAACUUUCAGUCGUUUAAACUCCGAAAUGUGCAGUGCGUCUUUGACUCUUUGUGCCACAGCGUCGUACCCUAGAACCGUAGAACGUCGGGAACGAGACUACCGGCAUGUCUGCCUCAGACGUCGAGCAAGAUUUCGGGCCAGAAAUGACAUGUCUACCAGGGGAACUCAAAAUCUCCCCGUCCAAGUACUUCGUGGGGCAUACCGACGCAUUAACAUGUGUAGCUCUUUUCCCAGAUAACAAAAUGAUUGUUAGUGGCUCCUAUGACCGUAGGAUUCGCCUUUGGGAUAUAAGAAGUGGGCAAGCAUCAGGGGAACCCCUUCGGGGACACAAGGUUUCAGUGAAUGUGGUGGCCGUGUCGCCCGAUGGAACGAUGAUUGUGAGCGGAGGCGGAGACGGCAGAAUUUUGAUAUGGAACGCAACGACGCGUAAUUUGGCAACAGAGCCCAUUCAAGCGUACCGGAACAAGAUCGACUCUAUUUCCUUCUCUCCCGACAGUGCAAGCAUUGCGUCCGUAGCAGGCACAACAAUCAAGAUAUGGGAUGUGGGCACCGCGAAGCUGAUAAUGGACAUCGAGUCCCCAAACAGCGAACGCCAGGUUGUGUUCUCUCCUGAAGGUGGCAGAAUUGCUGCUGUUUCCCACAUAGCUCCAGGUGAACAGACGUUGCGAAUUUGGGAUGUGAAGACGGGAAAACCAGCAGCAGUCAGCCCUAUCGCUGGCCAUACGGGUGGACUGCUGUCUGUUGCAUGGUUCCCCAAUGGACAACGUCUGGUCACUACAUCGCUUGAUAGAACAAUCCGCCUCUGGAUCUCGGAGACCGGUUGCCAAGUAGGACAUUCACUUCAUGUGGCCUGGAUGGCUAACCAUGUCGCUGUCUCUUCUGACGGGAAGCUCAUUGUUGCUCGUUGCGGAGAUAACUCUAUCCGACUCUGGAACGCUAUUACGCUUGAUCAGAUUAAACUCGUGCUCCAGCAUGUUGAACCGGUGCUCUGCAUAGCUAUUUCAACUGAUAUGCG
Molecule: messenger RNA, 1072 nt
Organism: Suillus subalutaceus
Lineage: Eukaryota; Fungi; Basidiomycota; Agaricomycetes; Boletales; Suillaceae
Product: WD40 repeat-like protein
Exons: 1
Molecular function (GO): protein binding
Source: RefSeq, a predicted model, not a curated record